AUGUCUAUCGAAAAGACCUGGUGGAAGGAAGCAGUUGUCUACCAGAUCUAUCCUGCUAGCUUCCUCGACAGCAAUGGUGAUGGCCUGGGCGAUGUUCCUGGCAUCAUCAGCAAGGUGCCUUACAUCAAGUCUCUGGGAGUAGACACAGUAUGGCUCUCGCCAAUAUACGCUUCGCCCCAAAAGGAUAUGGGCUAUGAUGUCGCAGAUUAUCGCUCCAUCCAUGCGCCCUAUGGCACCGUCGAGGAUGUCCAAGAUUUGAUCGACCAGCUUCAUUCGCAUAACAUGCGUAUCCUGAUGGAUCUCGUCGUCAACCACACGAGUGAUCAACAUGCCUGGUUCAGGGAGUCUCGGAAUUCCAAAACAAAUCCUAAACGGGACUGGUACAUAUGGCGCGAUCCCAGAUACGAUGCCGAGGGCAAUCGCAAGGAGCCCAACAAUUGGAAAUCGAUAUUUGGCGGCAGCGCAUGGGCUUUUGAUGAGCUCACAGGUCAAUACUAUCUGGCUCUGUUUUUGCCUGGUCAGCCUGAUCUCAACUGGGAAAAUUCAGAUAUGCGCAAAGCCACUCAUGACGACAUGCGCUUCUGGCUUGAUCGAGGCGUGGACGGAUUCCGCAUCGACAGCAUGAAUCUUAUGUCUAAGCACCCGGAUCUUCCGGAUGGGAGGGUUGUCACUGACGAGCCGUAUCAAUCUGGUGCCGAAUUCUUUGCCUCUGGUCCGAAAAUGCAUGAUUAUAUUCGUGAGAUCAGGUCCGAGGUCUUGGACAAAUAUGAUGUGAUGACUGUUGGAGAGCUUGGAUUUACUAAGGACGAGAAAUCUGUCAGCGAAUAUGUUGCCAAGGACCGACAUGAACUUAACAUGCUUUUUACUGGUGACAUUGUGGAUAUGGACUUUGGACCCAACGCAAAGUACGAGCGAGAUGACUUUCAUCCUCGGAAGAUCCGAAAGCUUACCAAUCUUUGGCAAAAUGCGAUGCCCAAGUUCGACGGGUGGAACACCAUCUAUCUCGACAAUCAUGACAGUGGUCGCUCAUUAUCUCGAUAUGCUUCUGAUGCCCCGGAGUAUCGGUCGACUGCAGCAAAGAUGUUGGCGACAUAUUUGAUGACUUUGAGUGGCACUCCAUUUUUGCUUGCGGGCCAGGAGAUCGGCAUGGCAAACCUUGGAAAAGACUAUGGUGCGGAUGCAUACAUUGAUGUGGAAGGCAAGAACUAUUACAACGAAGUCUUGAAGGCCAGAGGUGGCGAUGUUUCCAGGAUGGAAGAUGUUCUCCGCGAGUUGCAGCUCAAAUCGAGAGAUCACGGGCGGCUGCCCAUGCAAUGGGAUAGCUCUCCUAACGCUGGCUUUACCACCGAGAGUGCCAAUCCAUGGAUGACUAUAAACAAAGACUAUACCGAGUGGAACGUUGCUAGCCAACUCGAUAAUCCUGAUAGCAUCAUGGCAUACUGGAAGAAUAUGCUUGCACUGCGAAAGGAGCAUUCCGAUCUUUUUGUAUAUGGGUCUUACAAUGCCCUGGAGGAGUCACAAACGGGCGAAAUGAUUCUCGGGUACGAACGUGACUGCAAUCAAACGAAUCAAAAAGCCGUUAUUCUACUAAAUUUCUCUGAUGAGAUUCAGACGGUAUCUCUGGGGAUUUAUGAGGGAUUCUCAGUUUUAAUUUCAAACAAUGGUGGGAUUUGUCGUAUGGAGAAUCAAGCUGAGCUACAACCAUACGGUGCCGUGGUUCUUCUGCAAGGAUAG
This is a messenger RNA of Penicillium angulare, 1734 nucleotides long. Its product is annotated as alpha-glucosidase. The transcript has a single exon. Gene Ontology annotation, molecular function: alpha-amylase activity. The coding region runs from base 1 to 1734 and encodes 577 amino acids. Lineage: Eukaryota; Fungi; Ascomycota; Eurotiomycetes; Eurotiales; Aspergillaceae. The record is from RefSeq and is a predicted model, not a curated record. Gene Ontology annotation, biological process: oligosaccharide catabolic process.